CUAAGACCGGCGAUCUGGCUGGGUCGACGACGUAUACCCGGAUGCACUCGGUGUCCACGAGUCACUAGGACAUAAUCAUUUGUUCGGCAAGACUUGCAUAAGUGGAACAGACAGAAAGAUUUUUAUCUAUAGUGAAACAGUUUAUACGACUUUACUAUUGUUAUUAUCAUUAACAAUUACUUCAGCGACUAUAUUACUAGAUAAAAUGAAGACUGUGUUUUUUAUCUGCAUUCUAUUGGCCCUCGCAAGGAAAUCGCAUCAAGCAUCUUUUUACAGAACUUACGAGUGCGUCAACAAUUUAUGCCAAAGAACGGCACGGCCGUUAUCAUUUUCGGAAUUGGGUGACAUAAGUUCAAAUAAUAUUUACACAACUGUUGCUGCUUGUCGUCUGGUGUGCAGCAAUACAGCUGGACUUUGGCCAUUGCCAACUGGUUCCUUGGAAACUGGAACAAACUACUUGGGCGUUCAUCCGUCAAACUUCCGCUUCGAUAUGCAAGAUGUCGCCAGUGGAGCCAGACCAUUCGUAUCCCAGAGCACGAAUAUUUUUCUGGAUAACUUGCGACCUGUUUGCGACGAGGACUGCACAAUGAGGCAAUCUACGGUGAUGGUUCACGUCAAGGUCAACUCAUCGAAUCUUAACCUUGACUGGGAUACAAAUGAGCAGUACACCCUGAAUCUUUCGACAAAAGGAAAUAAUGUUACCGUCAUCAUUGUUGCGAUGACUGCUUAUGGUGCUAGGCACGGGUUGGAGACUUUGUCCCAGCUGACGGCGCCCAUUAUUACUCCAGACGGAGGCCGGGGACUCGUAAUUCUGGACUUUGCUGUGAUCAAGGACAAGCCGGUGUUUCCACAUCGUGGAUUACUUAUCGAUACUGCCAGAAACUUUUUACCCGUUACCGACAUCCUUAGGACUAUCGACGGCCUUGCUUCGAACAAGAUGAACGUCCUCCAUUGGCAUGCUACCGACAGUCAAAGUUUUCCUUUGGAAAUUAAGAGUGUGCCGUUAAUGACAGAAUUUGGGGCUUACGGGUUAGACAAGAUUUACAGUGCCGAAGAUAUGGCACAGAUUGUGAUGUAUGGUAAGGCCAGGGGCGUACGCGUCAUCCUGGAAUUAGACUCGCCUUCCCACGCAGGAGCAGGUUGGGAAUGGGGGGAAUCAAUUGGAUAUGGAAAAUUGGCUGUUUGCGCGAAUCAACAACCUUGGAAUCAGUUUUGUAUACAGCCACCUUGCGGACAGCUUAAUCCAGUGAAUCUAAGAACCUACCGUGUCCUGAGGUCAAUAUAUAAGGACGUUCUUGAAAUCUGGGGCCACGAGAGUGUCCUUCAUCUAGGUGGAGAUGAGGUCUUUCUACCUUGCUGGAAUUCCUCAGUGGAAAUAAUUUCAGCAAUGCAAGAAAGAGGUAUGAAUCGUAGUGAGGAAGACUUUCUGAAACUCUGGGGUGAAUUUCAUUCUACCCAGGUACAGAUGCUGGACCAAGAACGAAAUAGUAAUAGUAUAAGCGCCAUAGUAUGGAGUUCGCAUCUCACUUCACCUGAUAUCAUUGAAAAUCAUUUGGACAAGAAGAGAUUCGUGAUACAGACGUGGGUCGAGAGGAGUUCUCCUUUGCCAAGAAAACUUCUGAGACUGGGCUAUCGUCUGAUCGUGUCUACCAAGGAUGCUUGGUAUCUGGACCACGGUUUCUGGGGCACUACGACGUACCACACUUGGCGUGAUGUCUACAACAAUAGAUUGUCGAGACAGGAAGGUGUACUCGGUGGUGAGACUUGUAUGUGGGGCGAGUACGUGAGUCCUGGAAGUUUAGAUGCACGAAUUUGGCCAAGGACGGCAGCCGUGGCUGAAAGAUUGUGGAGUGACCCGCAAAGGAUAUCAACUGCGGAUGCUGAGCCACGUUUAGAAGGUCAAAGGAAACGUCUUAAAUAUCUUGGAAUAUCUUCAGACGCUCUUGCGCCUGAAUGGUGCGCACAGCAUCCACGGCAGUGCAUGUAACUCCGAUAAGCUUGGGUUACCUAUGGAUAUUCAUCUGAUAACAUAGGAUAUUAGAAGAUCCAAUGAUACAUACAGAGAUACUGGAGGACUCUUGCUCAAAAUGUUUUUCAUGCUUGUACAGAUGGUCACGAGGAGACGUUGAAAUUGCAAGGCGGGUCUGGAAUUUUUUCAGAACUUAAUGUACCAUUAACUUUCAUUAUCGACGUGAUGCUUUUUCAGCUGUUUAUCUUGACUUACUACUCAAUGAAUAGAUGCUGUUCUCUCGGUUUAUAAACGUAAUAUUAGUCUGGCGGCUAUAUGUUGCAUCAAGCUAAGUUGCGCAACGGGUUUAUACAUUCCUUUUGUGGUAUAUACAUAUUCUGCUGCGCUUAACGAGAAUUUUUUACUGUCUCUGAUACGCGAAAGGUAACGUCUUCUUUUUUUUUAAAUAUAAAUCAGACAAUUUUGUAAAUAGUUAUAUGGUUAGGAAAUGAAAUGAACUUAUUUCAUUUUAGUUUCGAAUGGUUUUAUGAAAACAUGCUUUAUAUAUUGUUUUCACAUAUGUACUUGUUUCUUGUCGUUGAAAUACGAUCAGCAAAUCUGAAAUAGAUAAUUUAUUUUUUUAAGAAACUUUUGUAAUAGUAUAUUUAUAAAUCAUUAUUAUCGACUGUUGGUCAAUUUUUUGAUAUUGAAAUCCCAGAUUUUAAGGCAGACUUAUGCCGAUAAAGAGCAGUUCUUCCAGGCUUGAUCAAAAAGUAAUGGCAGAGAUGAUUUGAAAGUCUAUGAUAAUAUUGUUGGAUUAAAAUUAUUAAUUUUCGCUUACAGAACUGCCAGUGUAUAUUUUUAAAUACUCGCGCUGUAUAAUCAGUUAGCUAAUAUGAGAGAUAAGGUAGAAAGAUAUUCCUAUCCAAGAGAAAACUUGCUCGAGAAGAAUCGUUUCUUACCUCUCACUUCUGCUAAUUGUCAAGCAAACUCUUCUUUUUGUCUUUCUUUAUACUCACUUUCGCACCAAGCACGGAAUAUAUGCCAGUAAUAACGUUAGCUGUAUUGAAACAUCAAAAGAGAUUCAAACAUGCAGGACACAUGCGCCACUGACGUAGCAAACUACCAAUCGCUACGUAGGUCUUAAAAGUGGGGAUAACUUCCACAGCAGAUCCAGGCAGAUCAGACAGAAAUUCGUUUCAAUUUAUUUUCAUUUAGAUUAUUUCGCGAAGUGGUUGAAAGUCUCGCGAUUGUUGCGAUCGAUCUUCGAAACCCGAAAUGGCAGUCUUAUCGACGCGGUAUAGAUCGGAUUUGCUUGUGGUUUUCAAAAUAAGUGCCUCAGAUUGAUUCUUGUACAAUAUUUCAUAUUAUAAUAUAAACUACACGUAGGAAGUGCGGUUAAAAGACAUUCAAGAGUGUGGUGAAGUGUCAAGGAUAUAAUGUGAAAUUUAUUUAAAAUCACGGGCCGGUACGCCUUGUCAGAUCGCGCUGUUUUUCGUGUGAGAUAGCAGUUUAAAACGAUUGUAAUAGUUCUAUCACUUUCAAUUAAAUUACUUAGUUUAAACUAAUGAAAUACAAAAUGCAGUAUUGAAUUGUAAGGGUUAGAUUCUUCCGCUUAUACUUACGUGUCGAGCAAUGUCUCUGAUUUUUACAAAGUGCACAGAAUAUCCUUGUUGCGCUUACCUAGAAUAAUCAUGAGUGAAAGUACGCGAGAGCGGCCUAAAUAAAUUUUAAACUGAA
Cephus cinctus (wheat stem sawfly) is the source of this 3688-nucleotide messenger RNA. Its product is annotated as chitooligosaccharidolytic beta-N-acetylglucosaminidase. The record is from RefSeq and is a predicted model, not a curated record. Bases 206 to 1987 code for a protein of 593 amino acids. Gene Ontology annotation, cellular component: membrane. Gene Ontology annotation, biological process: ganglioside catabolic process; glycosaminoglycan metabolic process; carbohydrate metabolic process. Gene Ontology annotation, molecular function: beta-N-acetylhexosaminidase activity. Lineage: Eukaryota; Metazoa; Arthropoda; Insecta; Hymenoptera; Cephidae. The transcript is spliced from 8 exons.